Seminavis robusta is the source of this 2624-nucleotide messenger RNA. The record is from the annotation of a GenBank genome assembly. Lineage: Eukaryota; Bacillariophyta; Bacillariophyceae; Naviculales; Naviculaceae.
CACUUCCAUCUCAAAGCUGCCGAUUUACCUUUUAUCUCACCGUAGUCUAUUCUACCGGUAGUAUUAUUGUCAUUGCACGAAACAAGCUAAGAAAGCUUUGUUACUACAGUACGGUACAUCUCAUCAAUAGAGGGUAGACUACAGCUGUCUAGUAGAGAGCUAGCUAGAGCAACCUGUUGAGGAAGUAUGACAAAGAAAGAAGGACCGAAAACCACUGAUAAGAAGUCCUCGAAGAAGCCUGUUCGUCAAGAGGACGACUCUCACUCAGAUGAUGACGACUAUGACGAUCCCAAUGCGAGCUUGUUGAAUCGAAAAUCAAUGCGGCGGUCCGGCAAGAAUACUGAAUUCGAUCCUCUCUCUUCCAGUUGGGGUGGCCAGAAUCCAAGAGAAUGGCAGAGACCGUAUUGGCUUGGUGGGAGUCUCUGUCUUAUUUUGUUUGCCUUUUGGAUGUUGGAUUCAUUAAAAGAUCCAAUAUUUGGUGAUUUGGUGAAUGGAAAUCUUCAAAGACAUCAACCCAUUGCCAAAUUGGUCAGUGUGGCGACCACAUUGGCGUUAGUGGUUUUUCUGGAGUAUUUAUCCCAUGCCAAAAAAGAAAGGCAACGACGGCUGGAAGCUCUGCGACAACGGAGCAAUGAAAGUGUACUUGAGGGUGGAGGCACUUGGACGCGAAUGGGGUUUCAAGAUGAUGAAGAACCCCCCGAAGUGCAAAAUGGAAAUGCAGAAAGUACGACAUUGAUAUACAUUCUGGUAGCAUAUUCCGCUGUAUUUGCUUUGAUUGCAAGGGUUCUUCAGUAUCGAACCAGCAGAAAUGGCAGUGCCCCUGACACGGACUUUGCUGAGGACGUAUUGACAUCUUGGCACUUUGUGGGUUACUUCCUUUAUGCGACAAUCGAAUCCUUCGGUUCUUUAGCUGUGGCUUCAUUUUGGAGCUUUACAAACACUACUUUGUCAUUGGAAGACGCCCAAAGGUACUACGGGAUCAUUAUUGCAUUGGCCCAGCUGGGGGCUGUGGGAGGUUCCACAAUGGUGACAACAGACUACCCCGAUACUUCGCUGCUUGUCUUGGCGAGCCUGGCUAUAAUCUUGCAUCUCGUUGUCAUGGCAAUGUACCAACACCGUUUUCGACCAACAAACAUCCAAGCCAUUGUGGCAAGCAAUACCGGAGACCUCUCAGAAGUGGUAGAACCGUUUGCCAACAGCAAUCGCCGACAAAGUCUCCAAUCGUUGAUCUCUGCUGCAUCAUCUGCAAACGAAGAAUCCGCGCUUUGGUCCGGUAUUCAUCUCAUUUUGCGGCACAACUAUGUACUUUUACUCCUGGGCGUAUCGUGCCUAUAUGAAGUGUCACUCACUUGCCUGGACUAUCAGAUGAAGAUGAUUGGUUUUGAGCGCUUUCAAAACUCAGAUCACGACGGCGGCUUAAGCUUUGAAGAUUUUAUGGGACACUUUGGGCAGAUUGUAAAUGCGACAAGCUUGUGCCUCUCGCUUUUUGGGUUUAACUUCCUCAUCCGACGGCUGGGGUUGCGGUACACUCUCCGUUUGUUUCCCACGCUCUUGGUCAUUGCUACGGUUGUGGCAUUCGUUGCAUUCCCCGGAAAUCUCUACGUCUUGUUUACGUCCAUGUCGCUCCUGAAGGCAAUGACCUAUUCAAUUCACGAUCCUUCGACAGAAUUGCUUUAUCUGCCAACAUCCAACACAAUAAAGUUCAAGGCCAAAUUUUGGAUUGAUAUCGUUGGAGCCAGAGUUGCAAAAGCCAUCGGAAGCACAAUCAACACAUAUGCCGGUAGCGUGGAUCGGAGCGUCAGUGUAGGCAGCGUUCCAAGCUUUUUGACGGCAGUUCUGCUUUGGGCGGCUUGUUACUAUAUUGGGAACGACUUUGAUCAUCUCAUUGAGACCGGGACCAUUGUGGGUGUUGGGAAUGGAGAUGUUCCACCUAGACGCUUUACAACGACACCAAACGAUGACAUUCACAGUGGUAUUUACUUGCAUGACGGUGACGAAAAAGGUGAUCUUGAUGGUGUCGCAACUGCGGAAGACGAAGCAGACUUUGUGGCUCAGAGCGGCACUGACCUACUACAAGAUUCCUCCAUAGAACUGAAUGAGCUGAACUCAGCUAUGUCAUUCCAGGAUCCCGGAACAAGGCGGGUGUCCGUGUAAAGCAUCUACAAGGCUUAUUUUGAUGAGACAUGUAACUAAUGUAGGCCGUACGGUAUUUCGGGACUCAGGGUGUCCUGCCGUUGUGGGUUCACUUGGCAAUCUAAGGUUUCUUCUCUAAAGCCGCAUGGCUCUUGCUUGGCCCUGACUCCUACGAAAACGAACCGCAGACAGCGCCAAGGUCCUGCACCUAUUCUAUCUAGGAGUAGAAACAGUUCUUGGGCUGGCAGCAUGUCGCGGGACAUUCAUUUUUGUCGCAAUCUAGACUGAACUCUGAAAAGGCAGCCUCACUUCGACGGGGACCAGCCGAGCAGUAUACUUCUGGAUAAGGUCCCUCGAAAUCGUUGUAUUGUAUGAACAGAAGGGCUGUUGUGUGGUCGAGUACCAGUAUGGGAAGCGGCAAAGGAAGAAGGGAAUAGAUUAGAAAAAUACAGAGAAAAUAUUAUAGAGUGCGCAGCAGAAUCAACCACCAA